GCGCUGGCUCAGCGGGGGGACUUCGAGAAGCUGAAUGCCCCGUCAGCCAACGGCAAUACGGCCUUGCACUUGGCUGCAAGACACGGACAUCCAGCAGCAUGCGAGGCCCUCCUGGAGUGCCCCGGCCUGGCCUCCCUCAACGGCCAGAACUCGAGCGGCUGGACGGUGCUGCACUACGCGGCGGCGGCCGGCAUGGUGAACGUCUGUGAGAAGAUCCUGAGGCAUCCACAGUUUUCUGCCGAUGGUGCACUGACAGCCAACGGGGAUCGGACACGGCGCUCCACUGGGCCGCCAGGAACGGGCACCAGGAGGUCUGCAAAGUGCUCGUGGACCACCAGCACAGACAAGACGGAGUGUGAGGCCGUUCAGCACUUAGCUGAGCGUCUGCCGCUCCCUGGGGACGCGUAUGUUCAUACGCGUGUGCAUUCGUGCCCAGCUUCUACUCUUCUGUGCUUUCCGCUGUCGUGGUGAUGACGAGGAGGAGGAGCAGCAGCAGCAGCACGAGGGUGAGGCCGCCCGACCGCUUGUUUUCCUAUUUGAAUUAGGGCGCGUUUAUGAGUCUUUGGGCAUGUACUUUUCAUUAGUGAGGCGCUUGGUACGACCAGACCCCUUGCCCUCAAGUGGACAAGAGGGUCGGCCUCGACCGCAGUUGUGACUCGGAGACCCGCAGUUGUGACUUGCGAAGACUGGGAGAGCAUUGCUUACAUUUGCUUGCCCCCAUGUCUGCGCGAAGUUUAUUAAGCGAGGUAGGUGCCCUGUACAUACGGUGGACCGUUUCACGACGCGCAGUGCCAGCAAUUGGUUGCGCGUGUGUCAGAGAAGCUGAUUUCAAACCAUUGAUUUCGCGUGCCUGUUCGGGAGAAUGUUCGAUGAGGCUGUGCGCGAAGUCCCGCAGCGGAGAUCCUCUCUACCCAUCGUCCUCCUGGGGUCCACUUGUACCAGGCGGGGUGGACGGACCGCGGGGAGAGCCUCCGCAGGCCCUGCAGGCGACCGCGCGCGGGCGGGGGGAGGCUCCUCACAGGGCGGGGGGCCCAUACCCCCGCCGCCGCACUCUUGUGUGUGGCGCGGGCCCCGGAGCCCUCGACCUCGCCCCAGGGACUGCCGCUAUCCGCCCCGCGAUCCCUCCUCCUCCUCCUCCUCCUCCUCCUCCUCCUCGCUUUCUCCUUGUCGCUUCCCCCCUGGGCUCGCUGCUGACUCUCAGGUGUUCAAUCGUGCACCC
Messenger RNA from Prorocentrum cordatum, 1219 nucleotides. NCBI's taxonomy places the organism in Eukaryota, Dinophyceae, Prorocentrales, Prorocentraceae. The record is from the annotation of a GenBank genome assembly.